GGCCUGGAGGGUCGGGGCGCCUGCGCAGUCGCUCCUCCUUAGGCGGCAGCCAUGGCGGGUCAAGAGGAUCCGGUGCAGCGGGAGAUUCACCAGGACUGGGCGAACCGGGAGUACAUUGAGGUCAUCACCAGCAGCAUCAAGAAAAUCGCGGACUUUCUCAACUCGUUCGAUAUGUCUUGUCGUUCAAGACUUGCAACACUAAACGAGAAAUUGACAGCCCUCGAACGGAGAAUAGAGUACAUUGAAGCACGGGUGACAAAAGGUGAGACCCUCACCUAGAACUGUGCCAUGCUGCUGCUGGGAAGUUGCUUUACAGAACACAGGCCUACGUGGGAAAGGCCCCAGCAGCCUCAGCUCCUUCCUCUCUCCUUAAAGAGCAACAGGGCUUAUUCUUGUUUUUCUUUUUUCAAAAGCGUGGCCUUUGGGCUCUGCCAUGUACAUCGGUGUGUGAUGUGGCAUGUGGGAAGAAGUCCAGGGGAACUCUCAGAAACAACAUUAGGCAUUUUACCUUUUAAGUAACAUUUUGUAGAACUGUUUGUCAACGUAUUUGAGGCGUGCAGAGCCAGACGCCUGGGACUCUUUGUUAAGGUCCUCCCCACCUCAUUUUCUCUCUCUCUCUGUCUCUCUCUCUCUCUCUCUCUCUCACACACACACACAACACAUACACACACACUUUCCUUACAGCUCUCAUUGCCUCUGCAUUGGUUCUAUAAACAGUCUUUGUCUCCUUUCCACCUUUGGUGGGGGGGUGGGAGGCAGUCCUGUCUGAGACACUUAUGCCCCGGCAAGGUGGCCACAAGAGAAUGUUGUUGGUAACCCACCAGUUUCUUGUCCUUUUGGGGAGGUCAAGGCCAGGCCCCCACUUGGCUUGAAGGGACAUUUUCAGAAUUUUCUUUCUGUCACUUGGGGUGUCUUUGCCUCUCAUAUUUCCCUAAUAAACUCCUCAACUUUA
Messenger RNA from Prionailurus viverrinus (fishing cat), 952 nucleotides. It is a transcript of the gene BRK1, whose product is annotated as BRICK1 subunit of SCAR/WAVE actin nucleating complex. Lineage: Eukaryota; Metazoa; Chordata; Mammalia; Carnivora; Felidae. The coding region runs from base 52 to 279 and encodes 75 amino acids. Gene Ontology annotation, molecular function: protein-containing complex binding. The record is from RefSeq and is a predicted model, not a curated record. Gene Ontology annotation, cellular component: SCAR complex. The transcript is spliced from 3 exons. Gene Ontology annotation, biological process: cell motility; regulation of actin polymerization or depolymerization; actin filament organization.